Chrysoperla carnea is the source of this 2116-nucleotide messenger RNA. RefSeq names its product sodium/hydrogen exchanger 9B2 (gene Nha1). Gene Ontology annotation, molecular function: antiporter activity. The transcript has 6 exons. Lineage: Eukaryota; Metazoa; Arthropoda; Insecta; Neuroptera; Chrysopidae. Gene Ontology annotation, cellular component: membrane. The record is from RefSeq and is a predicted model, not a curated record. Bases 14 to 2116 code for a protein of 700 amino acids. Gene Ontology annotation, biological process: proton transmembrane transport.
UUACUUUUUUAAAAUGAGAAAACGUUCGAUAUCACAUUUUGAUCCACCACCUCCAUAUAUAUCAACAGGUAGUGAAAAUCAUCUAUCUCCAGAAUUAUCAACAGGAAGUUAUUCGUCAACAACUAUAAUACCAAGUAGUGUUGGCAGUACAACACCAAGUAAUAAUAGUACAGACAAUACUUGUAAUAAAAGACGAGUGAGUAUAGUAAAUACACCACCUGGUGCUGGUGGUGUUAUCGAUAAUAAUAAUAUGUCGUCCACACAACAUCAUCUAGCUGUACCAUCGUCCGGUGGUGGUGGAGGUGGUGGUGGAUAUGACAAUCAUGGAUAUGAAUCAUCAAAUCGACGGCGUGUUAGUAUUCCAAAUAAUUCUGCUGAAGUUGGUCCUGUACGUAAAAAGAGUAUAUUGCAUAAUAGUACCAAUAAUAGUCCUGAAAAUGCUCAUCCAUAUCAUUUUGACCCUGAGUCUGGCAAGCAUGUAAAUGGUGAUGCUCGAACAAAAAAAUCAUCCGUAACUGAUUCCAUAUAUUCAAGAGCAUCUCGAACACGAUUUUCUGACGUCAAUGAUGAUACGAAAUCCUGGUUUUACACAUUUUGCUUAAAUUGUCGCAAAACAGACACAAUACCAUCAUGGUCUCCACCAGGAUAUUCAAAAUACUGCCCACAUCCAUUUUGUCCAUCAUAUAGACAGUAUGCUAGGGUACUAGCCUUGUUUAUAAUUGGGCUAUUAACAUGGGGUGUUGUUUAUGCAAUGGUUGGAGAAAUGGCUGCACCAGGCGGCCAAUUAUUCGGUUUAGCUAUGUUAAGUAUUGCUGCACAUUUCGGUGGAUGGUUAAUGACUUUAACAACGUUGCCGGCACUUAUUGGUAUGUUAAUUGUGGGGAUGUUAUUUCAAAAUGCUGAAUUAAUAGAUUUAAGUGGUGACUUUAAAGAAGUUACAUCACACUUAAGAAAAAUAGCAUUGGUAAUUAUAUUGACAAGAGCAGGAUUAGAUUUAGAUCCUGAUGCGCUACGUCGACUAAAAUACACUGUAAUGAAAAUAGGUCUUAUUCCAUGGACCUUAGAAGCAAUUUUGAUUUCAAUCACAACACAUUUUUUCAUGGGUUUACCAUGGAAAUGGGGCUUGUUGCUUGGUUCAAUUGUUGCAGCUGUUUCUCCAGCUGUAAUUGUUCCAUGUUUACUUCGUUUACGAGAAAAAGGUUAUGGAGUUGCAAAAGGUAUACCGACCUUAGUCAUUGCCGUAUCUGGAAUUGAUGAUGCAGCAUCAGUGGCAGUUUUUGGAAUUAUUUCGAGUAUAAUGUUUAGUACCAACUCCAUAGCAUUCCAAGUGUUACAAGGUCCCUUAUCAAUAAUUGGCGGUAUUGCUUUCGGAGUAAUAUGGGGAUGGGUUGCUCAAUAUGUGCCAGAAAAAGAAGAUCCAUUUGUUGUACCUUUACGUAUACUAAUGUUAUUAGGUGGAGGAUUGGUUGCUGUAUUUGGAAGUGAAUUAGUGCACUUUGAUGGAGCCGGUCCGUUAGGUUGUAUUGCAGCUGCAUUUUUUUCAUCUGUAUUUUGGUCAAAACAAGGUUGGGAAGUUGAUGAAAACCCUGCAGGAACGGCUUUUGAAAUAUUUUGGAUGAUCUUUGAACCAAUUUUGUUUGGUAUUACUGGAACACAAAUUAAAUUUCAAGAGCUAGAUCCGCACAUCGUUUAUAAGGCGAUUGGGUGUUUGUUAAUUGGUAUUAUUCUUCGUUUGAUUUUAACUAUUAUCAUCGGCAUUGGAUGCAAACUGAAUUUGAAAGAAAAAAUAUUUAUAGCUAUUGCUUGUUCUGCUAAAGCGACAGUCCAGGCAGCUUUGGGUCCUGUUGCAUUACAUACACUUCAAGAUGAACAAAGUGACCAAAAAGAAUUUGCUGAACAAGUUUUAAUGGUAUGCAUUUUAUCAAUUAUUUUAACUGCGCCAACUGGUGCAAUUUUAAUAUCUGUAACGGGACCACGAUUAUUAUCUAAAACAAGAACACCAGUUAUAUUGGAAGGUUGGCGAAGAAGUCAUAGGCCUUCAAUUCGAGAUAUUAGCAUUAUUGAUGAAGAAGAAGAACGCGACGCACCAGAAAAAAUUAUAAAUAAUAUUUCUUAG